Molecule: messenger RNA, 1728 nt
Organism: Eriocheir sinensis (Chinese mitten crab)
Lineage: Eukaryota; Metazoa; Arthropoda; Malacostraca; Decapoda; Varunidae
Product: putative nuclease HARBI1
Exons: 4
Coding region: 96-1262 (388 amino acids)
Source: RefSeq, a predicted model, not a curated record
CCAGGGCCCGUAUUCUACAUACCGUCAUAACUUCUUCUGACGGUCAUAGCGGAACAAAAUGGCGCAUUUCAGACAUAACUCCGUCAGAAACUCUUAUGGUCGACCAUAAACUCUUAUGGACGACCAUAAAAUUGCGCGGGACGCUGAGGUCGGGUUCACCCUGUCAUAACUCUGCUUAUGACCGUCAGAAGCGCGUCAACAUGGCAGCCCCACGUCAACACGCUCCCCAGCCUUUUCGAAGAAGAGACGUACUGAACGAGCUCAGCGAUGCUGAGCUUAUCAGAAGAUACAGAUUUGACAAGGAAGGUAUUUUGUACGUCACUAAUCUUGUGAGGGAAGCCUUGUCAAGUGACACCAAGAGGAGAAACCCACUCACCCCGGAGAUGAAGGUGAUCAUCACACUGCGGUAUCUUGCCACAGGAAAAAUGCAAAUGUGUAGCAGCGACGACCUCGGCCCAUCACAGCCCAGCAUCAGCAGAGCCAUCACCCAGACCAUUGACGCCCUUGCAAACGUCAAUAUUCUCAAGCAGUUCAUCAGCUUCCCCACCACCCAAGACGUUACUGAGGCGAACAAGGCAGACUUCCUCACCAUUGCAAAUUUUCCCGGGGUUAUUGGUGUCGUUGAUGGGACACACGUAAGGAUUGUGGCACCAAAGGAGGAGGAAGACGUGUUUGUCAACCGCAAGGGAUAUCACAGUAUUAAUGUGCAGGUCAUAUUCAAUGCCAACUAUCGAAUACUGGAUAUCCUAGCGAAGUGGCCUGGCUCAGUGCAUGAUGCACGUAUUUUGAAUGGCUGUGGAGUGGCAGAAUUGUUCCAGAGAGGGCAUGUGCCACCAGGUAGUCACUUGUUGGGAGACAGUGGCUAUCCCAGCAAGCCAUGGCUCCUGACACCUUACCUGCGACCUCUGCCUGGACCUCAGUCACGCUAUAAUAGGGCCCACAAACGGACACGGAGUGUUGUGGAACGGGGGAUAGGACAGCUCAAGCGCCGCUUUCAUGUCCUACACAGCGAGGUCCGAGUAACUCCCCCGGUGAAGGUGUGCAAGCUGAUACAUGUAUGCGGCAUGCUCCACAACAUCUGCAAGGACAGGAAUAUUCCCAUUCCUCUCGAUGCGGCUCAACCUAACGCUGAAGAAGUGGAUCUUGCCAUGGCACAACCUGAAGGUGUGCAAGUUGUGCCGCCACUUCCAGCUGGUCAGCGGAAUGAAGGUCGCCUGUAUCGAGAUGAAUUCUGCAACUUGCAUUUCCACAACGAAGACUGAAACCCGUUCCUCAGCACGACUGGACAAGUACAUGCCAAGCUGCCUCCCGUGCCCUUUCAGCUGCCUCCUGCGCCCUUGCAACUGCCUCCUGCGCCCUUGCAGCUCCUGUGAAGGCCCGAGCACAAGCCGCCACCUCCUCUGCGGCUGCCUUCAUGGCCCGUGCAGCCUCCUCCCCAGCCUGUGCAGCUGCUGCUGUAGCUCUUGAAGCUACAGCCUCCUCCUCAGCAGCUGCCACCUUUGCUUGAGCAGCUGCUGCAUCAUCCUCAGCUGGCACCUUCCCCCAGGCACCCCCCUCAGUUUGUGGCUGCAGGGUGGGCUCAGGCACAAUUAUUACUGUUGGUGCCUCAGCACCUCCCUGACCUACAAUGAGCUGGCUCGCUGGCUCUGCUGCGUCUUCACUGCAAGUAAUGUAUAAAGUCAUGAAAUGGGUGUACAAAUGAGCAGUUAUAAACUAAUGCAGAUCUGC